ACAACAACAACAACAACAACAAGACUCAACUACUACAUCUGACUCAGUUCGGUCUUCAUCAAAUACUAUCCCUGUUGGUACUUCAACAACAAAAACAAAAACAAAAACAACAACAACACCACAAUCGUAUGAAUACCUAUCACAACAACAGCAACAACAACAAUCAUCAUCAUCAUCAUCAUCAUCAUCUGAUCAACCUCAACAACAACAAACAUCAAUGUCACCUUCUUUACCAAAUACAGCUAAUGGAUCUUCCUCAUCCUAUGCUUAUAGACAACCAACCAAUACCUUAUCUCCUCAAAUGAUGAAGCAACAACAACAGCAAGCACCUUACAGUACUUCAAGACAAUACAAUUAUAGCUCAUUAGGCACACAGGAUAUUGUAUUACAACAACAACAUCCAUCUCAAAAUCAUCCUCAACAUACUUCUCAACAACAAAAUGUGCCUCAAGUCUACAAUCCAAUUGAUAUUAGUAAUAUGGUACAUGGAUCAGGUGUAUCAGGAGAUCUACCAGCAACAUUACCACCUUUGAAUUCUUCUAUACUCAGUACACCUAAUUCAACUCAAGGAUCUCCUAUUCGUCAAUUAUCACAAGGUACUCUGGCUCAGUAUCAACAACAUCAUAUGCAACAACAACCUCAGCAACAUCAUCAACAAACAUCACAACAAGGUUUGGAUAGACGUGUCCAGGAUUAUGAACAACAAGAAUUUGCGCCUGGAGUGAGUCCUUAUGGAUGUGGUAUGCCUGGAUGUUUCGCCAACUUUCCAAUGUCAAGUGGAUUAUUCUAUCAUAUGAAAAGUGGACACCCAAAUCUAGAUGGUAUUGAUAAACCUUAUCGCUGCGCUAUGCCUGGAUGCUCAAAACGCUACAAGAACAUCAAUGGUUUACAAUAUCAUCUUCGGGAAGCAAAAGGAUCAUCAGGACAUGGUAUUACUCCUCCAGGUGAAGAUGUAGGCAAGAAUUAUCGAUGUGAUGCUCCAGGUUGUAAAAAAGCCUAUCGAACAGCUAAUGGGUUACGAUAUCAUCAAACACAUUCACAUAGUAUACAACCUCAAGGAUUAACUCAUCAACAACAACAACAUCAACAACAACAACAACAGUUACAACAACAACAACAUCAUCAUCAUCAUCAUCAUCAACAACAGCUUCAACAACAUCAUCAUCAUCAUCACCAGCCACCUCGAGCAUCGCCUGCAUUAUUGAACCAUCAUUAUGCUGCUCAAUCUCAACAGGUCUUACCGCCUCCACCAUCACAUCCAUCUAUGUCACGUCAUCCUCAACAUGCCAUGCCUACCAUACCUUAUCAACCAUCACCUCAACAACAAAUACAUCAUCAUCAACAACAACAACAACAACAACAACAAGAUCAAUUUCGAUCAAGACGAGAUAACAACAAAUGGGCAUUAGACAACAAUAUUUGA
Molecule: messenger RNA, 1423 nt
Organism: Halteromyces radiatus
Lineage: Eukaryota; Fungi; Mucoromycota; Mucoromycetes; Mucorales; Cunninghamellaceae
Exons: 3
Coding region: 218-1423 (401 amino acids)
Cellular component (GO): nucleus
Source: RefSeq, a predicted model, not a curated record